This is a messenger RNA of Marasmius oreades (fairy-ring Marasmius), 5875 nucleotides long. RefSeq lists its product as uncharacterized. Bases 17 to 5761 code for a protein of 1914 amino acids. The record is from RefSeq and is a predicted model, not a curated record. The transcript is spliced from 10 exons. NCBI's taxonomy places the organism in Eukaryota, Fungi, Basidiomycota, Agaricomycetes, Agaricales, Marasmiaceae.
CUUCACAACGACAACCAUGGCGUUGAUGUUGGAAUCCCCAUCACGGAUAUGGCGUCGAAUUGAAGCCGACGAUGGUCGAGAUAUGCCCUCAUUACCUUCACUUCCGCUCCUGGACGACUCUACAGACAACGUUCACCUGCAAGAAUCCUCCGACAGCAUUGGCGACACCGACGAAAGUCUCAAUGAAAUUGCAUCCCCGUUACAUUCUACUCCGGCUAUCUCAUCUCAUCAAACAACCCGAACCUUUCGUGGCGGUGCUAGCUUAGCGUCGAUGGGGACAUCCUCUAAUACUGGGAGUGCCGCUCGGUUUGCGAAUUCAAUAGCGCGCUCCAGCCGGUCAUCGAUCCCUCUUUCCAGGUUCGGCAGCGUUGGAGGUGCAUCUCUGAACUCAAAGCACGAUCAGGAACCCCCUGAACUUGAUUCAUUUGAUAUCAGUGCCAUACCUUCAUUACCUGACGCUGCCGGUCAAGGUUCAGACAUUGAGGUUGACAGUAUGGAUGAUCUUAGUGACGCUUUGGAAUCUGUUAGCAGGACCAACUCGCCUUAUCCAGGACCUAUAGAGCCAUCGGAAGGGACGCCGGGUAAUAAGACGAAGUACUUUGAAUACGACAUUAGUUUAAAAUCGGAACCCAAGCCCUCUCCAUUUAGCAAAGAUAAAUUCCGCCAUAUCGUAACUCGGCGGCCAGCUUUAGAACGAACGCGAACACCAUCUCUAACACGUACCACACUUUCUCCUGUAUCAUCACCUCCGACUACCCCACAGAGUCACAGGUCUGAUGGAUCGUUAAGGGCGAAUUCUGUUGGCUCUCCUUCGGAGUCCAGUCACCGAUCUGCGUCGCCUACGGCACUAUCACCUGCCUCGAUUCCACUUCCUCGUCCUAAUACAAGCUCGCCAGCAGUUGAUGAUGUACAAAAUGCGAAUAGUCCGGAAGCGGAGUUAGAUGAGAGGCAAAGGACUUGCCUUUUAUCAGAAAGCGACCGUGAUAUAGAAGACACAGCUUCGAUGGACAUCACUGACGCACACAUUUCACCGGUUCGACAAUUCGGUGUAGAGGAUUCAGAACACUCGAAGAAUCCUAACGAAGGAGAGGAGGAGGAUUCCUCCCGCGACCCGACUUUCACUUCCUCGGAAGGAGAUGGUGCUACUCCUUAUCCUCAACGAACGACGUCACCGCGGGGCGGAAUGGGCGCGUUCAGUGGGCUCCGGGACGAGAUGAGCGCCUUUUCCUCGGCCUCGCUUUCCCCUUCGGUAGCACUUGCAACACCAACACCUGCGCUUCCUCGGCCUAGAUUUGUGGCCUCUGCCACGCCAAAGGAUCUACAAGGUGCCCCGUGGCCGAGAGCUGCUGCUACGAUAAGGGCAGCGGUUAAAGAUGAUUCGACGGGGAGUGGGAGUGAUGGCCAUGCACACGAGGAUAGCCCAAUAGAAGUUGCCGAAUGGGGAACGACGGAAACACCAAAACCUCAGAUUCAUCAUGUAGACGAAGAAGAUCAUCUCGAAGCUGUCGAUGGAGACUAUGACCUUACGCCUCACACGCGCCGAAAAUCCUUCCUACUUUCGGUCAUCCAUUCCACAGCCCGACCUCGGCCGAGACUCAACAAGUUUACGACACCUCGGCCUCGACAGGGGCCAGGAAACUUUGAGCAGAGGCUGCUAAGGAAUAGAGGGAGAGAUUCCAUUGGCUCCGUCGUUGACCAGAUUGAGACUCCUGCUCCUUCUGCUAGUAAGGUGGCUGUGAGAUUCAGCGAGGCUAUCGAAGAUUCGCCUGGUCCUAAAACACCUGCCAUACAGAUACCUUCAGUUGCACCCACCCCUGGUCUACGAACUGCUUUUGCAGGUGUGACCCCACGUCCGAGGUUCUUGAAGGGGUCGUCGCAUCCUAUAUCGCAAACUCAUGCCGCCGAUUUGAGUAUAACUUCAGCGGGAGCAAAUGACGUGAAACACGGCUCUCCCGCUAUUGAAGUUACAUCAGAGUCGGGGAUUAAAGAUACGAUCUUAUCUCCAGGACGAGUAGAAGGAGAAGGUACAGCCGUUCGUCCUUGGGGAACUCAAGCGCCUAUCCCAGAGAAAAACCCCUCCCCUUUCAAUAAAUCUUCGCCCUACCUAGCAUCUUCCAGCGAUACUUCACUCGUUUCGACCGCCUCCUCGCAUGACCUGACAGCCCAUCCCCGAGCCAAUACCUCCUUUGAUCCUGCUCUUGGAUUCGGUGGUCGAACAGGGACCACAGCGCAUGGCGUGGGAAGAUUCAACGCCAACAAGCUGAAUAAUUAUCUGCAUGGCCUGAACAGACGAUUGCAAGAAGAGAACGAGAAGUUGGUGGAGAGGUUACGUCGGGCCGAGAAACAGCGCAAGGAAAACAUCUUCCCUGCAACUUCCGAUAUAUCUGCGUCGUUUUCAGGUGUGGAGCGCGGACGUCGUCGUUCUAGCGGUGCGAGGCGUAGAAUUAGUGCCGGAUCGGCCCUUGAUGACGUGAAAGAGGAAGAGGAGAACGAACAGAGGGACUACGCCGCCUGGACGGAAGAAAAGGCCGAGUUGGAAGCUAUAAUUGAUGCCUUCAAAGCAGAAAUCGAUGCUCGUGCCUUGGAAAAAGGUGUGCUCGAACGCGCAGUUGAGGUUGAACGUGCAGGUUUCGCUGCAGAAAAGGAAGAGAUGGAGAGAAUGAUCGAAGAAGCGAGGAAGGACGCUGAAUUGCUUGCUGAAGAAAAGGACGGCCUCGCCAAGAAGAACGAGGAGAUGGCGCGUGUGUUGGAAGAGGAAGUUUGCGAACGAGCGAGGGAUAAGGAACGAUGGAAAGAGCGUAUGGGUGAGGUUGAACGCGGUGUCGAAUCGAUAGUCCAUGAUCUCGAGAAGAAGCUCGAGUCGGAGAAUCAGGCUCGUAAAGCUCAGGCUGAAUUGGAAAGGCGUAUUGCUGACACAAUGACCGAAAGGGACGAAGCCUUGGAGCGGGAAAAGAAGGCUGUGGCGGCUCUGGACGCAGGUGCCGAACUUGGUGGUGAAUUACAGGAAGCCAACGAAAGGUUGGGCAGGCUCAUGGGACAACUUCGUCGAGCGAAUGGCAGGGUCGAGGAGGUUGAAAACUUGUUGUCCGAGGCCGAUGAAAGGGUCGAAAAGAUGGAGCAGAAAGCCAGAGAUCUGGAUGCCUUGAAAGAAGCAAGUGUGGCAGAACGUAAGGAGGCUGAAGCACAGUUGGACCAGGUCAGAAGAGAGGUCGAUGCCAAGAAGGUUGAAGUGCGACAUCUGGAAGACUUGAAUAUGAGGAUGGAGGAAGAGUUAAAAGGCACCAAGGCCUAUGUCAACGAAUUGGAGGAGAGUGCCGCAGCUGCGAUCGAGCAAAUUCAGGAGAAAGAACGUGAACUUAGAGAGGCGGCAGAGAAAAUACAACACAUGGAUUAUGCGAGCCGUGAUCUGGAAGAUCAGUUAGAGGAUGCAGAGAAAGACAAGGAGGCCACCAAAGAACUUGCGAGACAACUCGAAGAAGCGUUGGAAGCUGCUGAGAGGAAGAUGGAGACGGACGAGGAGGAGUUGGUGAAAUUGCAAGGCCGAAUCACCACCUUGGAGCAGGAUAAAGAGCGUCAGAAAGACCUCAGUUCUCGAUCGAUGGAUCUUUCCCAAGUUCCACUUCCAGAUGCGAAAGAUGCAGCCGCCGAGAACGAAGCACUUGAAGAGGAAUUGUAUGAUGCAAAUAAAGAGAUCGCACGUCUCAACACGAUUUUGAAUCAAUCUCCUGCACGCAAGGCAAUGGACAAAGCGAAGGACGUCAGGAUAGAGAUGUUGGAGAAAGAGAACGAGGGCUUGGCGGAGAGAAUUAAAGCGAUGAGAAUUACCAUGAAUGAUUUCACCAUGAACACCCCAGGGAGGUCGGCCAACUAUAGUAAUAUCUCUCCAAUCCACCGUCAAGUACUAGCAAUGGCCCUCAAAACACCCAAGACGCCCGGUGGUCCUCUUCGAGAUAUGUCCUGGCUCAAUACUACAUUUGGGGGAGAUUCCUCCGUUGCUCCUCUCGUUGCUGAACUUUCGCGAUUACAACGUCAGUUAGAUCGUGCUAACGAGAGUAUUGACGAUAAGCUGGACAAAUUGGAGGAUGCUGGACUUGGGGUCGUCGAGUUGACAGAAAAGCUCGAAAACGCGCGUUUCAGGAUUAGGGCUUUGGAGGACGAACUUUCCAGACUAAAGCGCGCCGAAGAGCUACGAGUGCAACGUCUCCAACGAGUCAGAUGCAAAAAAUGUCUGACUAAAGUCGAUGUUGGCAGCCUUGCUCAACUAUCACGGCAUGAGGACGAAAACUUGUUCAACAGCUCAAAGGAUGACCUGCCCAGCGAGCCGCCCACUCCUCCUACUCGUACAAGCGAAGCCUUAAAGGCCAACCUCCGCUCUGUCAACGAUCAGUUGGCACAAAUGAAGAAACAGUGGGACGAUGAAAAGCGGCAACUUCAAGGCGAUAAGGAUGUCCUCCAAGACGCUGCGGAUCGCUUGAAUAUCCAGAUUCGGGAAACUAGAGAGGAAGUCAAUAGGGCAUCAGAACGCCAGAAAGCCGAUUCCCAUCUACGACAGGACCUGCAGUCGGAAAUCGACAAAGCUAAACGAACUAUCUCAAGCCUGGAAGAGAAUCUGAAAAUCGAGCGAGCACGCAUACGUAGUAUGGCUGCCGAACAAAAUCGUAUCGCGCAAGAAAAGGAUGGUGUGUUGUCGCAGUUGCAGACGACGGAGACUGACAUGGAGAAUGUCAAGCAACAACUGCUGACCUACAAAAAGGAGAACCGAGAGAUGGAGAAUGAGCUACGAGUCAAUGCCAAUGCAGAACAGAGAGUCAGGCUCUUAGAAAGCAAAGUUAAAGAAAACACCGAAACGAUGGAGCAGCUUCGGGAAGAACGUGCGUUGCUGGUAGUGGAACAUAAAGAACUGCAGAGGAAGUUCACCAAGAUUUCUGAGCAAACACAACGUCUUCGUGAACAAGAAGCUUCAACCAAACAGACACACGAAAACCAUCGCCAGCAACUUGACCUUCAUAUAGACGAAAUCAAUGAACUACGAAAAGCCCUUUCAGAUCGUGCUGAGGAGUUGCACCGCGCCGAAGCCGAAAAAAAGCGGCUCGCUGUUGAGGGCAAUGGCGUCACACAGACCGUUGCGGCGUUGGAGUCUGACCUUUGGCGUGUUAAAAAGGACGCCGAAGCGUUCGGUCGAGAUCUCAAGUUGCUUCGUGCGGAGAAGGAAAAGCUGGAAAUAAAGCACAGAGAAGAGACAUCGAGGACUGAGCGGGUAAAGAAGCAGCUGCAAACCCAGAUGAAACUGCUCGGCGAGCAGCUUGAUGAGGAAAAGAACAAGACAGCUCAAGCGAGAAGUGAACUGGAUAACCAUACCUGUGCAGUUGAUGAAAAUCAACUGACCAAUCUCAAACUACAACACAACAAAGAAUGUAAAGGACUCAUUGUACAGAUUCGAUAUCUCAAAGCCAAGUUCACGCGGGAGUCUGUGUUACGAUAUGAUCUCGCGUACCAAAAACAAUACUUGUUGAUCUUGCUUGCCAAAUUCGAAAAGAGUGAGCUUACCAUAUUUGCUGCAAUAUCGAAGAUCGGAUUCCCUGUGCUACCCGCUCCACAGCCCAAGAAACGGAAAAAGUUGAAAAGUGUUGCGUUCACUGUUGUUUUCUUGACUCGCUUGAGCAGACUGAGUGAAGAGUGGCGGAAACAGAGCGCUUCAAAGCAAGCAAUCGCUGCAGCUCUACAGGACGUUCGGCAACGACGAACAACAGCUGUCACCUGAUCUGAUUUUGUCUUCUUUUCCGCUCCGCUGUUCCAUCUUGGACACUGCAUCUAUAGAUCUAUUAUCCCGUGUUUUCCAUGUUUUGUCAGUACCAUUAAUCGUAUGUACAUUAUC